GUAUUAGUUCCGUUGAUAUGGUGAAGGAACUCUAAAAAGGAGAAGAACUUUGGAUUUGGCAAUGAGUAGCUCAGAUUUGUGGGUUGUGGUGGAGCAUGUAUGCAGAAUUCUUGGCAUCUCUACUGCUGCAGUGUCGUGUGCUGUAGGGGUAGAAACACUGCAUCAGACAGACUUCUACAGCCUGGCUGUCUACCUCCUGGUCUCUUCAGCUGGAAUGAUGCUUUUUGAAAUGACAUAUUUCAUUGAUGCUUUUUUGGUGACGUGGAUUCCGUGUUCUGUUACAUCUAAAUUUUUUGUCAUUUGGAAAAAGAUGGCUAAUGUUGGAGGUUUCCAAAAAUUCCUCUACUACACCGUUUUGUCUGUGAUGUGUUUUUUGCAUCCGAUUUUAGUCUGGCAUGCUGUCAUACCAGGAACUAUGCUGCUGCUGACAGGACUGCUGAACUUUAUUCUGAGUAAAAGAAAAAAGACAAGUCCUCCCGAAGAAUCCAGAGAAACUUAUGGAGACUCAACUGUGUGUGUCGCUGAGUCCAAGGAACCUGAGCAAACCUUUUCCUUCUUCCAAAUCAUCUCAAGCAAGAGAGCCUCUCACCUACCCAACAACAGCAGACUGAACAACUCUUCCGACUGCUCUCAGGCCAUGCUCGCAGAAGUACACUCCACACAGAACAUUUACAAUCCACCAAGCAAAGCUAAGCGAAAAAACAUGCAUUUCAUAAAUAGUUAUAAAGAAAAUGACAAUGAGAUGGAGGAGUUUGACAUGGAUCCAGAGGAAUCCACCUCAGAUAAAGCACCCAUGAUAAGAAUGGGAGUGUAGGCUGUGGGAAAGGGCAGGGUGUUCUGUAAACGUUAAAGGAUUCUAAUUCAAUGAGUCAUGCACUUACAAAAAGUACUUCAUGUACUUCACUUCAAUAUUGUGCAGAUAUUUUCCCAUGCCUUUUUAAGGUGUCAGGUGUCAGUGGAGGCUCUGGAGAUUAAACGGAAGUGCCAGGUAUAGUGAAAAUAGUAUUUAAUUAUACAGAAUAAUCAGCUGUCCUUCAAUAUAUGGCAUCUUUCAUAUAAACAAGAAAAACCUGUGGUAUGAAAUCAAUAUCUUACACCUUAAUUUUUCUUUCAAUUUCUCUUUCAAUCAACAAAAGCAAUCAUUUAUCUUACUCUUUUCUAAAAAUUUAUCUUAAUGUUUCUUAGAAUAUUUUGUAAUAAUAGUGCCAAAAUCCUUUGGAUUCUGAGCUCAGGAUACUGUCAGUGUGGAGUUUCCUUGAAUGUUCUCUCAAUGUCCGUUUCCCAUUUCCUCCCACUGUCUGAAAACAAGCUUGUAGGUGGCUAUUCUGAAUUGCCAUUCAUAACAUAGAAGGGGUAUUCCCCUUUCACACCCAGUGUUUCUGAAAUAAGCUCCAGAUCCACUGCAACCUUGAAGAGGAACAGUUACAUGAAUGAAUGAAUGAAUGAAUGAAUGAAUGGGGAAAUAAAUGACUGAAUACUGUACAGUGUUACUGUAAGUUCAAAAUAUAAUUUAUUACGUUUGUUAUUUUUUUCAUAAAGUAAUUCUAGAGGGUGUUGUAUAUGGUCAAUACAUGCAGCAUAUUUUUAGAUAAGCUAGAGCUACUCAGCUAUUUUCUUUUCAAUGAAAAGAUUAUAAACAUCUAAUGUCUAAUCUCUCUCAUUUACAUGAUCCAUGUUAGAUAAUGUUAGUAACUGUUUGUUCUUUGAGAGCUUAACCAUUGGACAGAUGAAUAUAAACAUAAGACUUGGAGAGAUGAACCACUGUGAUGCCAG
Messenger RNA from Hemibagrus wyckioides, 1773 nucleotides. It is a transcript of the gene tmem72, whose product is annotated as transmembrane protein 72. Lineage: Eukaryota; Metazoa; Chordata; Actinopteri; Siluriformes; Bagridae. Bases 62 to 814 code for a protein of 250 amino acids. The record is from RefSeq and is a predicted model, not a curated record. The transcript is spliced from 5 exons.